Molecule: messenger RNA, 1118 nt
Organism: Dunckerocampus dactyliophorus (ringed pipefish)
Lineage: Eukaryota; Metazoa; Chordata; Actinopteri; Syngnathiformes; Syngnathidae
Gene: nol7
Product: nucleolar protein 7
Exons: 7
Coding region: 64-756 (230 amino acids)
Cellular component (GO): nucleus
Molecular function (GO): RNA binding
Source: RefSeq, a predicted model, not a curated record
ACAAAACCACAAUACAGACGGAAGUGACGAUCUAUUUGAAAACGUCACAUCUUCUUGCCCAACAUGGCGACGAGAAAACGUGGACGCCUAGCUGGGUCGUCUAAAGUGCAACACCACGAGGCGGCUAUGAAGACGUUUGGUGUAGAGUUCCACUCCAGUGAUGACGAGGCGCCAGAGGAGAUGACAUUUGAGGACUCAAGAGCUGAGGCGCUACGGAGUGCCAAACAGGCGCUGGAAAUUGCCAGAAGGGAGAAGGAACUGCUCAGGGAAAAGAGGAAGAAGAGACAGGAACUGUUCAAGGAGCAGAAGAAGAGAAAACUGCUUUCUGUUAAAGUUUUAGAGAGUGACUCUGCACGAAAGAGCACAUCUGAAGAUGAAGGCCCAGAUGUUCCUGUGGCAUUUCAAGAUGAAGAGCACCACAAAGACAAAAAAGAUAAGAAAAUGACCAAGCAGCGAAAUGAGCAAAAACUGGGCCGCUGUCGAAACUUGGAAGGAAACUGCAAUGUGAUGACAGUCAAGCCCAGAGAGUUGGUGUCCUUCCAGCAGAAGACAGCUGAAGACUUCAUCCAGUCACGACUGUACGGACCAGGAAGUCGCCGUACCACAAGCAACCAGCUGCUGUCCCUUCACAAUAAGAGAGCCACAAACAAAAGUGCAGCGGUUCAAUUUGUCAAGAAAGAAUGGGCGCAAAAGGAAAAAAGCAAAGCAGAGAAGAUGAAGAGGAGGCGGCUCCAAAAGCACAUUCCCUCCAGCUGAUUGGACGCCUGAAAGGACAUGCCUCCUUGCUCCAAGUGUCGUCCACUUGUGGAUACAAAUAUAGCCGCCGCCAUGACAGCCGGUGUUUACAUCUUAAGACCAGCAGGCAAGACUAGACUGUAUGUUGAGCCUGACAUCUGGACCGAGACUAAACAUCUCGCACAGGAAGUGAGCAGCAGCCAAUCACAGCAUUGAGAGAGCCUUGAAGUAUGAGACUGUUGCUAUGGACUGUGGGUCAUUGCAACAUGUCAACCCUGUUCAGAAUAAAGUAUACACAGGUUAUUAUAACUCAGAUGUUCCAUGAUGUGAGAUCCAGAGUAAAGGAUUAUUUGUCAUCUUUAAUAAAAAUCUUGUCACCCUCA